Molecule: messenger RNA, 4254 nt
Organism: Bolinopsis microptera
Lineage: Eukaryota; Metazoa; Ctenophora; Tentaculata; Lobata; Bolinopsidae
Exons: 20
Coding region: 53-3565 (1170 amino acids)
Source: RefSeq, a predicted model, not a curated record
CACAACGUAUUAUUUUGUUCACCACUUAUGCUUAUUGAUUGUUGCAUGAUAAAUGAUAAUGCUUUUGAUAAACGGUAGAUUCCCACUCAACUCCACCAUUUCUGUCGCGAUGGUACAGACCAGAUACUCCGUUCCGGCCUUCACUGAGCCUACUCUGUCGGGAGAUAAUGGAAAUGGGCCUCCUUUUAAACUCGAAGACUUGGAAAAGGUCAAGAUGUACCCCGAGCUCAAACAUUACAGAUUAGAAGAAAGCUACAAAGUUAGCCAAGAUACGAGGAAAAUAUCUAUACCACUCCGCACAACGGAAGGAAUCAGGCCAUUCAGUCCUGGUCGCCUCAGUGACAUGGCCAGACCAGUUACAGCACCUGUUGGACCUGUCCGGCCUAUCGACUUGUACAGAUCACGACACGAAUUCCAGGAUAGAGAUUCUGAAGGAAAACCUCGCCAAAUUGACUUGAGGUUGUCCAUGGCCAGGGAGACGUUCAAGCCCCGCCUCCCCCCAGAGCCUACUCAUGUGUGUCGUAGUGACUUCCCUGAGGGCAUCUGCGGUAAACCCCAAAACAUUAUCAUCAGAUCUUUAGAGAAACGGGCCAAAAGGGAGUCCCUCAACUAUUCAACGACCCAACGGAAGAUAAACCUCGAUAGCAAGGAGUGUAGUAUUAACUACCCAAUACCGCUGAAAAUAUUCGGAAAUUGCAAACCUAUCGUACUCAGGACUUGGGAAAGGCCAUCCUCUGGUUGGACACCAAGACAGAGAGCCCAAUCUGCUCCUCCAUACUCGCGUCCUGGUCCAGUGAUGACUCCUUUAGGAUCCCAAGUGGCACUUAGCGAGUUCACAGAGCCAACAAUAAGUGAGUCUGAGAUAUACGACUCGACACUUCAGCCUAAUUACGAGUGCGAGUGCUAUGUUUUGGACGAGCCUGAUGAGGAGUUAAGAGUAAACGAAGGUACAUCAGAGCGGCUAGCACUUUCUCACUACCUCCACAUAGUUGGGGAACUAGAGAGCAGUGUCACCUACACCGAGCUAGCUCAACAUCUCAGCUCCUUUACACCUGGUAGACAGUUAAACAUUGUGGAGAUUGAGGGCAUCAGAGAUCUUCUAGAUGAUUCCAGUGAGAUGAAAGUUCUUGCGGCGCUCUGCAUCUUAGAAAGGUUGUCCACAAAGAAAGAGUUGGGUGAAAUGAUGAUAAAAGAAUUCUUCAUGUUAGUGUUAAGGAAGUGGGUGGCACUUAUUAACAGUGACGACUGCCCGAGUAAACUUCUCAAUCCCAUCAUCAACUUUAUUGAAAACGUGACACACUCCACACACCACGACUACUGGUUGGACGAUGUGUACAAGGAGCAAAUAGUGGAGCAGACUACCGCAAAGAUGACGUUUGAUGGCACCAGGGCACGAUGCUGCACUCUGCUGCUCCGGGUCUUCAGUGACUCUCCCUGCUGUGCUAAUAUUCUCGCUAAUACAGCUCUGCCUGAGUGCAUGAUGCUGCCUCAGGUAAAGCAGACGUAUUGGGAUGACAGCGAAGAAGCACUAUAUCUAGACGAAGACAUCUUCCUCCAGGAGGAAAUCCUCAAAAUCUUCUGCAACAUCGCCCAUUCCUCGAGCUUCGGACGGAAGGUCCUCAUCUGCCACGCUGUCAUAGAAACAAUAUCACGAGUCCUGGUGUUCGCCACGUGUCCAGUGCAGUACCAAGCAGCACUGCUGUGUUCCGCGAUAUGUGCUGACGUCACAGGGGUAGAUCACGUGACCAGCAAACUAACCAACGAGAGGGCAGAUGAGGCGACCUGUGUUAGACACCUGGCUAACCUCUUCACUCACUCAAAAUGUUUGAAAGUGAAAGCGGCCUCUGGAGCUGCUCUGUUAAGGCUGUUCAGCACCCAGAACCGUAGUCUGGCUCACCGAGGUCUGAAGAUGGUACAUGAUGUAGUGUUCCCUAAAACUAAACCUCAGCUCUCCAAACGACCCAAAACAGCUCCACCUAGAACUGUACCUGAACGGGCUGUUAAUAAGACGGAUAUCAAGGACAUGCUUCAGAAAUACAUGGAACUGUGUACGUCGAAAGGUGCGUUCGCUGAUCCUAGAUAUUUCAGAUGUAGACUCAUGGCGCUCGAAGCGGUUUACACUCUUCUUCAUUUCCCCCUAAAGAAAGAAGGGCGCUCAAUUCCCUUUCAUGCUGAUCUGGCUAAAUCAUUCUUUGCUUUCACUGGCAGCAGACUCUUCCGGGACUUGAAGAAAAUUGCAGAAAAACACCGCUACGUGAAAAUAUUACAAGACAAGAUCCAGAAGAUCCAGAUAAACCUGAUCAAGAAAACAAAACGUAACGUGAUGGUCUCCCAGAUCUUGGACAGGCAACUUCAAGAAAUAGAAAGUGAUAACUCUGUCUUGAAGAUUCCAGGCAGAGACUUUGAGAUGGCCCGAAACGAACUGGUGUACUGUGAAACUGUCAUCAAGAUACUCAGUUUAAUGCUAACGACUGUGAGCAGUAGUCUCAACUUACAGACUCUCGAUAGUGGAUCUCUUCUCGACUCUACUAGGAGAUACAACUCACAGUACACCACCCUCCAAGACUCGCUCUACAACAAGUAUGCUCUGAGUGUACUGCCUGGCCGAGUUAACAGUCCCUCAAAACCCGCUGUGGGAGACAACUCAGAACAACAUCUAGCUUUGGUUAGGAGACUUCUCACCUUCCAAGUGGUGGAGACGUUAGUGCCGUGGCUUUAUUGUGUAUAUCCUCCUAUCACCGAGAAGGUGGUAAGAUGUCUGUCCUCACUGUUUACAUUCAGUUCAGUACACUCCCUCACUCUACAUUGCGACACUGCAGACAAGGAGGAACCUUUUAACGUCCCUGACUUCCUUAACCUCCAACCCUCCGAUGUUGCUCAAUAUAUGAAGAGUACAAGCGUCACCCCAAAACAUAUCAGUAACAGGGACAGUCGGCCAGUUCGCUUCACAGAGCCGCCUCGAACAGCAGAAAGUAAUCACGGUAGAAUAGUACGACCACCUGUUAUAACGAUUCCAGUAGCAGGGGUUGUGAAACCAGUUGUAGUUGUUGAGCAGUGUACACAUCAUAUAGGACACUUGUGCUCAGGAGUUCUCACACAAAACCUACUGAUUUGCAACAAUCACACGGUCUCCCGUCUUACUGCUCAACUGCUGAGAGACAUCGCCAAGUCAGUUACUAGGGAACAGCUGCUGUGCAUGGUAGACGAUUAUCUGCUAGAAAAGCUGACGGAGUAUAUCAUUUUGUGUAAUGGUGAUGAGGAGAGAAUAUUUGUUGCCCUGGAUAUUCUAGAAACGCUGAUUGAGUUCCAGCCUACGUUAGGAAAGUUAUACAACACGGUGGGCGGCUUGAACACCCUAGUGGCUAAACUCCUUGGAGCGGCUUCUGAGCAGCUCAAGCAAAAACUAUUGAAGAUAAUCAAUAGCCUCCCAAACGAUGAUCGCUGGUGUCAAGCUAACAAAGUGGAUUGCGUCAGUGACUGCAAGCAUAUUGAUGUCUGGCAUAAGGUAACGAGCAAAUGGGAAAACCAAGACAACGUCAGCAAGUUAAUGUCAGUGGAACUCUAGCAAUAGCUCCUCUAGUACCACCUAGUAAUCUAGUCGUUAUACCACCAACAACUGUGUCUUGUUAAACUUAAUACUACCACUUCUGUUGGUUGAAUUGAUGAAAUAAGUCUGAUGGACAGGUUAAGAAUUAUGAUUAUUGUCCUACUCCUAGUAUGGGCUGAAAAUUGUAUAUCGUGCCUCAUUGGACUAAAUGAAGAGAUUUACUUAUUUCUAAUGGAGAAUAUUAUAAUGAUUGCAAGAAGAUAAUUUAUCGGAUUAUAAUUUAAAACCAUGAAUGGUAGUAUAGACUAGCAUCAACAAUGGAUUGUAAAUUUAUUUUAAAUUCAGUGUUAUUUGUACUAUCUUACUAUUAUGCGGACCGUGGAAAGUUCUUCCUGUUUCUUUUACUGACUUCCAGAUACACCGUCAGUUUGAACAGAACCCAGAACUACAAAUCACAUAGUUAUAAAUAGGAAUUUAUUUAAAGAAAGUUUAACAUUUUGCUCCCUCCAACAUCACCACUCUAAGUCAAGCACGUUCAAUUUGCGACAAGACUGUAUCAUAGUUAUACUCUAAUAUAUUCUCUAGUCAUUUUCAUAUCAUGAUGAUUAUUUAAUCUUUAACAAUAUAUCUGUUCAUAUAUGGUAUUGUUUAGUUCUAUAUGUAAUACUCAAGAUUUGAUACGAAUUCAAUGUAAAUGUUAAAACAAA